Messenger RNA from Dryobates pubescens (Downy woodpecker), 1259 nucleotides. It is a transcript of the gene KRTCAP3, whose product is annotated as keratinocyte associated protein 3. The transcript is spliced from 5 exons. Bases 550 to 1230 code for a protein of 226 amino acids. NCBI's taxonomy places the organism in Eukaryota, Metazoa, Chordata, Aves, Piciformes, Picidae. The record is from RefSeq and is a predicted model, not a curated record.
UUUUUUUAAUUUAACGGUAAAGGGGGGAGCCCCAAACCCUGCUGCCCACUCUGCCCUCCACUCUACACCCGACUCUGGCACCAGUCCCCCCACUUACUGGGCAGGGACAAGCUGGGUCGGGGGCCAGGUUCCCCCUGCCCGGCGCUUCUCCUCUUCGCUCCCAGUUGGCUGCACUUUGUUUACUGGUUUUGCGCGGCCGCUUGGCCUUGCGCUGUGCGGGGCUGCGGCUCCUGCAGCCUCCCGGAGCUCCGACUCCCGCUGGACCUGUACAGCUGCGGGCUCACCCGGGGCGGUGGGGGCUGUCCCGGAUCCCGAUGGCAGCGCUGGGACCUGUCCCUGCUCCACCCCCGUUCUCGUCCCGGGGUGCUGGGCCCGCGGCUCCGCCCCUGCAUCUCAUUUCUAUCAUUUCCUAUUUUUAAUAAACUGUUUUGUAAAUACCCGAGUCCUGUCUCUUUCCGCGCCCUUUUCCCCUCCCCGGGGCCCUUCUCUCCUCCCCGGGGCGGUUCUUUCUUUCUUUCUCCCCGGCGCGGUUCUCUUCGGGCGGCGGCCAUGGCCUGGCGCCGCCGGAGCCCGGCUGAGCCUCGGCGGCUGAUGCGGGCCGGGCUGGCACUGAUCGUACUGGGCCACGGGAGUCUGGUGCUCGGUGCCAUCGUCCACGGCUCGGUCCUUCGGCAUGUGGCCGGCACCCGCCGCGCCGUCACUCCCGAGUACGCGGUGGCCAACGUGGUGUCGGUGGGCUCGGGGCUACUGAGCAUCGCCGUGGGCAUCGUCGCCAUCCUAGUGUCGCACAACCCGUCCCGGGCAGCCAUGCACUGGACUCUACUGAGUGUGUCCCUGUUGAACCUCCUCCUGUCCACAGCGUGCAGCGUGGGCCUGGUGCUGGCCAUUGCCCUCACCAUCCACGGCCGGGGCAGGCACCUUGUCAUAGGCUGCAACAGCUCUGCGCUGCCUGCCGAUGCCCGCGCUGCCAUCGUCACCAACGACUGUCCCUUCAACACCACACGCAUCUACGACACAGCCCUGGCACUCUGGAUCCCCUCCAUGGUCCUGGUGGUCACAGAAGCUGUGCUGUCUGGCAAGUGUUGUUUGGUGGCCCUGAUCCUCCGAGGUAUUGGGCCCUGUGCACGCAGCUAUGGCAAAGACCAGCUGCCCAGGCCAAGUACUGUGAAGGAGAGGCCACCACGUGAGAUGCAGCAGCUCCUGGAGGGGCUGGCUGAGUCUCGUACCUAGCUGGAUAGGUGAGCAGAGUGUGUGGGCUA